Molecule: messenger RNA, 1125 nt
Organism: Durusdinium trenchii
Lineage: Eukaryota; Dinophyceae; Suessiales; Symbiodiniaceae
Source: the annotation of a GenBank genome assembly
AUGCCCGUGCAGUUCAAGUUCCGCGGAGAGAAGGCUUUCCGAAGUUUGCUGAACGUGACAACGCCAUGCACCCUUCAGAGAGUUCGGACCGCCAUCUAUGAGCAGGCCCGAAUCUCUGAUGCGACGACGGAUUUGCACCUUGACAACAAUGCAACAGGGACUACCCUAGAUCCCAAGGCGCUGUUGAUCGAGGAUAGUCUCGUCCAGGUUCUGGUCCGUCGAACUCCUAAAGCCGAGGGGCAGCUGGCAGGCUCACUGUCUUUGGACGCCGUUGGUGAUGAUGAUGACUUGGCAAUGGACCAAGUUGUACAGCAGCAUGACGUGUCAGGGCUCGGAUUGUCUUCCUCGACUGCUCCAACUCAUCGCUUUAACCGCUCUUACAAUGCUGCGGCCAGCAGUAUGGUACUGAGAGAUCAAUCUCUGGAAUCUGCGCACGGUCACGACCUGCUGAAGGUUGCUCAAGAACCUCAAGAGCCUCCACCAGAGACUUACCUUUGCCACAGGUGCGGACUGGUCGGAUCUCAUUGGGUUUGGGAAUGCCCAACGAAUGAUGACCCGGAGCACGUCCGAAGGGUGAGACCAGCCAAGGGCAUCCCCCGGCAAUUCCUCAAGAAGGUCUCGAUAGAGGAAGCACAAGAGAAAAGUGCAGGAGGUGUUACGCUCAUGGUUCCUGGGCGUAGUGGCCACUACAUCUAUGAUCAUGAAGCCUCAGUCGAGGAGAAGAAGCGCAUCCUUGGGGACACUGUUCAGGAGAAGGUGACCACUGCCUUCACCCAGGGUGCGCGACGGGUUGAGGAUUUGCUAAAAUGUCCACUUUGCCAUCAGCUUUUUCGACAGGCAGUACUGGCACCAUGCUGCGGGUCCACCUAUUGCAGUGAUUGUGCCAUCGACCGCCUGGCGCACUCUAUUGAGAGCAGCUGUCCUGGCUGUGGCAAAGAGGUCUUGGUGCAUCAACUUAUUGCCAACGAGGACAUUCGGAAACAAGUCGACCAGGUCACCAGGGCAUCCAAAGCUGCAGCAUUGGCCGCCCAGAAGGAACCUCAACAGCCUCAAAGCCUCUCUUUCACUGCUGCACUGAAGGCUCGGGAUGCGUUGGUGGUACUUGCGAAGGUUGAUUCAUCAUAA